AUGUUGCCUUUCGCCAUAGUGGCAUUUGAAAAUAAUGGCGGAUUGGCAGUUAUUCCAACGAAAUGGUUUACCGGGGGUGAGGAGGACGAAUGUUACUGGCCACCAGCCAAGAUCAACAUGGCAAAGGCCGUCGCAGAACAACUGGAGCCGCACACUGACUGGGCAACAUUCAAGUUGACGGUCAAGAGAAAAGCCGAAACGUAUGGAGUUGCCCGCUCAAAAUUGGUUGAGUACGAGGAAAAUACAGAUGUCCUGACCGAGUCUGAUUCCGAGAACUUGGGAAAAGGACAGCGCAAAAGGAGGAAAGUCAUUUUUACAAGUGAGGAUGAGGAUGAGUACGAUGACAGCCCCAUCGGACCUACCGCUCCAUCCAGCCUCAGGUCACCACCUACCGCUACAUCCAGCCUCAGGUCACCACCUACCGCUCCAUCCUACGCUACAUCCAGCCUCGGGUCACCACCUACCGCUCCAUCCUACGCUACAUCCAGCCUCAGGUCAACACCUACCGCUCCAUCCUUCGCUACAUCCAGCCUCAUGUCACCACCUACCGCUCCAUCCUACGCUACAUCCAGCCUCGGGUCACCACCUACCGCUCCAUCCAGCCUCAGGUCACCACCUACCGCUCCAUCCUACGCUACAUCCAGCCUCAGGUCACCACCUACCGCUCCAUCCUACGCUACAUCCACCCUCGGGUCACCACCUACCGCUCCAUCCUACGCUCCAUCCAGCCUCAGGUCACCACCUACCGCUCCAUCCUACGCUACAUCCAGCUUAAGGUCACCGCCUACCGCUCCAUCUCCAGUAAGAGACUCCAUGUUCGUGCGCAUCUUAACCCUCCUUGAGGAGGUGAAAGAAACACAAAAGAUUCACGGGAGGAUGCUGCAAACGCUGUUACAACAGCGUGGAACCACCGUCUCCACCGUCUCUUCUACCCCAGAGGGUUUCCCCUUAAAGACGGUUCAAGAUGUCAUGAACAUGGAGGAAAAACUGGCGAACACAAACGUCAUGUCUGAACUGGUCGCAGCUGUGGCUGACAUUGGGGGGGCAACUAUUGAUGAGGCCACAAGAAGGAUGAUGGCCUUCCUCCUAGACCACGGCCUGUCUAGGAAUUACAACCUUCUGGGCCGAAACGGGAAGAGGGAGUUUAAGGCCUUGAAGUUGUUUGAAGUGAUAUAUGGAGGCAUGAAGAAAAACCAGAUGACCAGCAAUAUUACCCGUAAAGAUGCAGAGAAGACCAUCUCCAAAUGGUUCAUUGGUUCUAGGGACCGGGGGGGUAAUCGACAGGUCCGACAGGCCACCCCUCAACAAAGACUUCAGACAUUUGAGGAGCCAUAA
This is a messenger RNA of Osmerus eperlanus (European smelt), 1335 nucleotides long. Its product is annotated as mucin-2-like. The record is from RefSeq and is a predicted model, not a curated record. Bases 1 to 1335 code for a protein of 444 amino acids. NCBI's taxonomy places the organism in Eukaryota, Metazoa, Chordata, Actinopteri, Osmeriformes, Osmeridae. The transcript is spliced from 5 exons.